This is a messenger RNA of Trichoderma harzianum CBS 226.95, 7005 nucleotides long. RefSeq lists its product as hypothetical. Bases 1 to 7005 code for a protein of 2334 amino acids. The transcript has 4 exons. Gene Ontology annotation, molecular function: oxidoreductase activity; fatty acid synthase activity. Lineage: Eukaryota; Fungi; Ascomycota; Sordariomycetes; Hypocreales; Hypocreaceae. The record is from RefSeq and is a predicted model, not a curated record. Gene Ontology annotation, biological process: fatty acid biosynthetic process; secondary metabolite biosynthetic process.
AUGGAUGACUACGGUGAGUUGGCCAGUGAGCCAAUUGCCAUCAUUGGCAUGAGCUGCAAAUUUUCCGGUGGUGUCACCGACCCAGAGACGCUGUGGGAUCUCUUAGCUUCCGGAAGGACAGGUUGGAGUGAGAUACCAGAAGAACGGUUCAACCUCAAGGGAGUUUACCACCCUAACAACGAGAGGAUUGCAACGUCACAUGUUAAAGGAGCGCAUUUCAUCCAAGAAGACGUAACAAGUUUUGAUGCUGCGUUCUUCAACUACUCAGGCGAGACAGCGCAAGCCCUUGAUCCGCAGUUUCGACUGCAGCUUGAAUCGACAUUCGAGGCGUUGGAGAAUGCUGGCCUCACGAUGGACCAGGUGGCCGGAUCCCAGACGUCCGUUUUUGCUGGAGUGUUUACGCAUGAUUAUCACGAGGCCCUAGUACGUGACGAGGACCGAUUACCACGGUUCAUGUUGGUGGGCACCUGGAAUCCGAUGUCAUCGAACCGCAUUUCACAUUUCUUCGACUUCCGCGGAGCCAGCAUGACCCUCGAAACGGGCUGCUCAACCACAUUAGUUGCACUUCACCAGGCCGUCCAGAGCCUGCGUAACCGAGAGGCCGACAUGUCCGUCGUUACCGGCGUCAACUUGAUACUGGGACCGGACCAGUUUAAAGCCAUUGGCUCGCUUGGCAUGCUGUCGCCGGACGGCAAAUCGUAUGCGUUCGACAAGCGUGCCAACGGCUACGGGCGUGGUGAAGGAGUCGCCACCAUUUUGAUCAAACGACUUUCAGAUGCGCUGGCCGCUAAUGAUCCCAUCCGCGCCGUCAUCCGUGAGACGGCCCUUAACCAAGAUGGCAAAACAGAGACCAUCACGACGCCCUCGGGAGCCGCCCAGGAGACUCUCAUGCGUGAGUGCUACAGGCGAGCCGGCCUUGACCCGCGUGGAACGCAGUAUUUUGAGGCCCACGGCACCGGAACGCAAGCUGGUGACCCGAUUGAGGCGCGGGCCAUGGCCGGCGUUUUCUGCGGUGUUGGUGAAGACGGUACUGGCGGCCGCGACGAGGCACAUUACCUUCGCAUCGGCUCAGUCAAGACAAACGUGGGCCACACUGAAGCGGCUUCGGGUCUGGCCGCCGUGAUCAAGGGAGUCUUGUGUCUGGAGAGGGGGCUGAUCCCUCCCAGUGUCAACUACGAAACACCCAACCCGAAGCUCAAGCUAGACGAGUGGCGUCUCAAGGUGGUAACGGCAAUGGAACCAUGGCCUGAGAGUCUCAUCGGUGGUCCAAAGCGUUUGUCAGUCAAUAACUUUGGAUAUGGCGGCAGCAAUGCGCAUGUUAUCAUGGAGAGCGCCGAACCAUGGACUUCGACACCGGCUCUACCUCUCUCAGCCAACGGUACUCUGAACGGCAAUGGCUAUACAAAUGGCAAUGCUAGCAGUAAAGUGAUAGUUCUCAGUGCUCGCGACGAGCGUGGCUGCCAGCGUAUGGUGGAGGACCUGAAGGCCUACCUGGAGAAACACAAAUCGCUCGACUUUGAGGCUGCCGAGGAACUGCUAAGCAAUCUCAGCUACACACUGGCCGAGCGCCGAACUCUCUUCCCGUGGGUGGCAGCUCAUCAGGUUCGUCUGGACGCGGACACAGACGGCCACCCCCUGGACGCCGUCAUCGAGGCCUUUGACUCGCCGAGAUUCAAGCCUGGCCGCACACCUACUAGCCAGCCACGUAUUGGCAUGGUCUUUACAGGCCAGGGAGCGCAGUGGAACGCCAUGGGGCGUGAGCUGCUGGAAGAAUACCCAGUGUAUCGACAGUCCAUUGAAGAGGCCGAAGCUCACCUGAAAGAUCUGGGAGCCACAUGGUCUUUGCUGGAGGAGUUACAGCGUGACCCUAAGACAACGAAAGUACACGCGACAUCUAUCAGUAUCCCCGUGUGCGUGGCGGUGCAGAUCGCGCUGGUUCGCCUCCUGAAGUCUUGGGGUAUCAAGCCCGCAGCCGUCACCAGCCACUCAUCCGGUGAGAUCUCGGCAGCCUAUGCAGUUGGCGCGUUGACCCAUCGCCAGGCUAUGGCAACGGCCUACUAUCGUGCCAUUCUGGCGGCCGAGGAAUCGGCUCGCGUGUCUGGGCCGCAGAAAGGAGGCAUGGCAGCUGUAGGUCUCGGCGCGGACGAGGCUCAGGAAUACCUGGACAGAGUAGCCGAUGUAGGCAAAGUUGUGAUCGCCUGCGUCAACAGCCCGCAAAGUGUCACCGUCUCGGGUGACAAUGACGCAGUAGUGGCCGUCGAGGCUCUAUGUAAAGACGAAGGUGUAUUUGCACGCAAGCUUAAAGUCGAGCAGGCAUACCACUCGCAUCAUAUGGACCCAUUGGCAGAUGCUUACCAUGAGCUUUUACGCAAGGAGAUGGCACGGACGGCCACAAAGACGCUGGAAGCAGAGACAGAAGAAUUAGAAGAUGGGGAGCUCAAGAUUAUCUUUUCUUCAGCCGUCACCGGAGGCCGCAUCACCGACGCCAAGGAGAUCGCAGACCCUGACCACUGGGUUGGCAGUCUGGUUCAGCCGGUGCUUUUCGUUGACGCCUUCACAGAUAUGGUGCUUGGUGACACUGAAGAUGCCAGCGGCCGCAAUAUCGAUGUGGUGCUUGAGGUUGGCCCGCAUACGGCGCUUGGAGGGCCUAUCCGCGAGAUCAUGUCGCUCGUCGAGUUUGACGGCAUCGAGCUGCCUUACUGGGGCGCUCUGGUGCGCAACGAGCAUGCUGGCGAUACUAUGCGCACGGCGGCCAUCAAUCUGCUGAAGGAGGGUCUGCCGGUUGUCAUGAGCGAGAUCAACUUCCCAAAGCCAUCAUCAUCCGACCGCUGGCAUCUCUAUGACGACGACUUGCCUCGUGUGCUGACUGACCUGCCCACCUAUCCUUGGAAUCACUCAAUACGCCACUGGCAAGAGGCUCGCGUCAACUAUGCCAUCCGGAAUCGCAGCCAACCGCCACACGAUCUGCUGGGCAUGCCAGUUCCCGGAACCGACCCGGAUACGGCCGUCUGGCGCCGCUCAGUGCGUGUCUCCGAGGUGCCUUGGGUCCGCGAUCAUAUGGUUCAGGGCAGCAUUGUCUGGCCAGGAUCCGGCUACGUCUGUCUGGCCAUCGAGGCUGCCAACCAGUUGGCUAGAGCUGAUGGCCAUGGAGAUAAUAUUUCGGGCUUUCGCUUGCGCGACGUCGACUUCAUGGCAGCCCUUGUGAUCCCGGACGCUGACGGCGUGGAGAUUCGCACCACGGUCCGGCCCGUGCCGGAGCGGGAACUCGGCCUGCGGGGCUGGCGGCGUUUCGAGGUAUCGACGGUGACGCAGGAGAACCAAUGGACGCUGCAUGCCCAGGGCCUGGUUACUGUCGAGCUGACCAAAGAGGGAGACGUGGAAGAAAACUCGGGAGGUCUUCGUCCCCUAUCGGCUUACACACGUUUCAAGGACCCGCGCGAUAUGUUUGCCCAUCUGCGGGCGCGCGGCGUGUAUCACGGUCCCUUGUUCCAGAACACAACCAAGAUCGUCCAAGACGGCCGUGAGCCGCGAUCCAUAACAGAUGUUACAAUUCGGUAUGAGUCGGCGGCAGACACAGAUCCGGUAGCGGCCGCACAAGAGAGCGUAAUUCACCCCAUCACUCUGGACGCCGUGGUGGUGUCAUUCUUCUCAGCUCUGCCGGGCGUGGGAGCGCAGGUCGAGGAUCCCAGACUGCCACGGUCGAUCGAAUCCAUGUGGGUGUCGAGUCGCAUCAGCCGUGAAGAUGGCCACACCUUGCGCUGCGACACAUCGCUUUCACACGACGACCCACAGGGUGGCCGUGCCGAUGUUAUCGUUGUCGAUGGCCAGACUGGCGUGACAGUGCUCGAGAUCCAGGGCCUUGCCUGCUCCUCCCUUGGCCGUGGCAGCGGAGCUAUGGCACGCCAGGGCGCCAAUGGCUCUCAGACCAACGACUGGGAGCAAGAUGUUUGCAGCAAGGUCGAGUGGGCAGCAGAUUUAUCUCUGCAGCAGCCGGCAGCACUAGCCCAGAUCAAGGAGGAACUGGCUGUUGAGGCUGGUGUGUCCACGGCUAUUGUUUCGAGUCUUUCUCGUGCCGUCGUCUAUUAUGCAGAGGAGACCCUCAAGUCAGUCACUGCUGACGACGUUAAUCAGCUGAAAGACCAGCAGCCGCACCUUGUCGAGUACUAUGCCUGGCUCUCGCAACUAGUCACCCAAGCUGACAGCCAGAAAUGGCUGCUAGAUAGUCCGGAAGAGCGCCAAAAGCACUUUGCCGUCGUGGCAUCACAGGGUGUUGACGGUGAGCUCAUCAGCCGUAUUGGCCCCAUCAUCGAGUCCAUCCUCCUGGGUGAGAGUAACCCAUUGGUGGCGAUGGCAAAGGAUGGUCUACUGAACAGAUAUUAUGCCCAUUCUGUGCGUCUGGCACCGUCACUUACACGCCUGUCCACUCUGGUUCGUAAGGUCGCCCACAAAAACCCAGCUGCCCGUGUUCUGCAAAUCGGCGCCGGCACUGGGGCUGCUGCCACUCGGAGUCUUCUUGAAGCCAUUGGCACUCCUAAAACUUCUGUUGUAGGCGGCUGGCAUAUCACCGAGCCCUCAGCAGACGUUUUGGAAGAUACCCAGUCCGAAUUGGCUGACUGGGCUGACUUUUUGGAGUUCAGCGUGCUCGACGUCAACCGGGACCCAUCCAAGCAGAGCUUUACACCCGAAAGCUACGAUAUCGUCGUGUGCUAUCAAUCUUUGAGCUCGGCUGAAAAUGUGGCUGGAACCCUGGCCCAUAUUCGUAGCCUGCUGAAGCCCGGAGGCAAGCUGCUGUUGGCAGAGACGACUCGAGACCAGAACCAGGCCGAUCUAUCCUUCAUCCUUGGCCUACUGCCCACCCCAGCCUCGUCUCUCUCGAUAUCAUGGGACAGCGUGCUUCAGAAAGCUGGGUUUAGCGGUGCUGACCUUGCCAUUGAUGAUACCACAACAACCAUCCUAUCCACACGGCCAACCGUCGAGAACCAGAAGGCGGACCUGAGCCGUGCCAGCAACCCCGGAGGCUUUGCUAUUGUAACUAGCAAUAAGACGCCUGCGCCAGCUGGCCUAGUUGAUCUGCUGUCACAGCAUAUACAAGACUUGACAAAAACCACCGUGACUCACCUCGUGCUGGGAGAGAGCACCCCUGCGGCCUAUGAGUCCAAGGUCUGCGUGUUCGUCGGUGACAUCGACGAGCCCACCCUGCUAACCGACCUCGACGCCGUACGUAUUGAGGGCCUUCGAGCUAUGGUUACAAAGUGCGGUGGCCUUCUCUGGAUCACGACCGGCGGCGCCGUCGAGAGUGAGCGUCCUGAACAGGCACUUGCCCAGGGCUUCUUGCGAGUUCUCCGCAACGAGUACGUCGGUCGACGCUACCUCUAUCUUGACCUAGAUCCCCGCGCUGAAAAUACCACCGAGGAUACCGUGUCUACCAUUGUCCAAGUUCUCCAGGAGGGUUUUGGUCAAGUACAGGACGUCUUGGCCACCGAGACUGGCCCAGCUGAGUUUGAGUAUGCCCAACGUAACGGCGUGCUGCUGGUCCCGCGUGUCUACAAGGACGAAGAGUACAAUGAUAUGGUCACCGGCCCGCUUACACCAAUUUGGGGUGAUAUCGAUGCUGCUGCUGCUGGCGUCCCCCUGGAACCCCUAUUUCAAAAGGACCGGCCAUUGCGGCUGGAGGCCGGUAUCCCGGGACACCUGGAUACCUUGGCGUUCGUGGAUGAUGACGGCGAUGAUGACACGGAUGAGAGUUUUGGCUCUGAGACUGUUGAGAUCACGCCGCGGGCCUUUGGUCUGAGUUCCCGUGAUGUUAUGGCUGCCUCGGGUCAACUGAAAGACCGCUCCAUGGGUCUUGAAUGCGCUGGUAUUAUCUCCCGUGUCGGUGAUGAGGCCCGAACAAAAGGUGGCUUCAAUGUCGGCGACCGUGUCAUGGCCCUCCUGCCCGGAAGCGGCAGCGCUUCUCUCCGCAGCAACAUCACAGUCCCCUGGAAUGGCGGCAUCGUCAAGGUGCCCAGCAGCAUCGCCAGCUUCGAGGAGGCCGCAUCCGUGCCAUUGGCUUUCACAAUCGCGUACGCUGGUCUCGUUGAUGCUGCACGUCUUGCACCGGGACAGUCCGUCCUUAUCCACGCUGCAGCUGGAGCCAUAGGACAGGCCGCUAUUAUGCUAGCCAAGCAUCUCGGUGUAACAGACAUCUACGCCACCGCCGGAACACCUGAGAAGCGCGAGCUCGUCAGUAAGAAGUACGGAAUCUCUGCUCAGCGAAUCUUUAGCAGCCGCGACGUCUCAUUUGGCUCGGCUGUCUUGGCCGCCACAGGCCGGCGUGGUGUUGAUGUCGUGCUCAACACGCUGCCCGGCGUCUUACUGCAAGCCAGCCUCGAUGCCCUCGCGCCUCUCGGUCACCUGGUUGAGAUUGGCAAGCGUGAUAUUGAAGCCAACGGCCUGCUCGCACUGGCAGCUUUCUCACGCGGCAUCUCGCUGACGGCGCUGGAUAUUCCAACUCUCGUGCAACGGCGCCCCGCCGAUGUUCACCGUGUGCUUUCUGAGGUCGCCAAACUCGUCGAGCAACAGGCCGUGACGCCAAUUUAUCCUGUAACAACCUAUCCCCUGCCUGAGAUCCAGGAGGCAUUCAAGUUUGUAGAGACCGGAGCACAAACCGGUAAAGUUGUCCUCUCGGCCGGGCCGGACGAGCAAGCUCCGGUGGUACCACGGCCGAAACACGCCACCGGCCGGCUCCGGCUCCGGCCUGAUGCCUCAUACCUUGUUGUCGGUGGUAUCGGCGGUAUUGGUCGCUCUAUCGCUCAUUGGCUGGUGGCUCACGGUGCCAAGAACCUGAUUCUGCUCUCACGUAGUGCUGGUAAUCUCGAUUUGCCGGAAAACAAGGACACCAAUGGCGCACUAUUCGUUCAGGAACUGCGCGAGUCCGGGUGCCGCGUCAAGCCUGUAAGCUGCGACGUAUCGCUGGCCAGCGAGCUGGUUUGUUUGUUUGUUUGUUUUAUUAUUAACGUCCACUAA